Mycena citricolor is the source of this 675-nucleotide messenger RNA. NCBI's taxonomy places the organism in Eukaryota, Fungi, Basidiomycota, Agaricomycetes, Agaricales, Mycenaceae. The record is from the annotation of a GenBank genome assembly.
AUGAUAUUGCUGAAAGACAUCCCCACGCUUAAGGCGCAUGCAAUGGGGAACUACACGUGCACAGACAAUGUCUUCUGCUCAGAAGACAUGGCGGAGAACUUCAUCACAUGCAGAACGGCCCCUACACUACGUCCCACAAAAACGGACCACAUCCCAAUCCUAUUCUCCUUCCACCUCGACGUCGGAAACAGAACCUUCAUGCCAAGACUGAACUGGAGAGCGACGGAUUGGCAGGAAUUCAGGAAAAUGCUAGAGGCCAAACUCGCACAAUGCCCGCAGCACGCAAUAGCAACAACGGAAGACAUGGAGGACAAAAUACAGAAGGUAGAUGAGGCUGUGGAAUUGGCAAUAAAGGCGCACGUGCCAAUGUCAAAGCCUUGCCCGCACUCAAAACGCUGGUGGAACCCAAGUCUAUCAGAACAGCGCACACAACUUGGCAAGGCACAGAACCGCUCAUACGCCCGCCGUAACAUGCCAGACUACCCAGAUCACGAGCAUGCACAAUGCCUGCAGAACACUUUCUCGAGAGCCAUAGUAAGUGUAAAGAAGACCCAUUGGGACAAAUGGCUUGACGGGCUGACAGAGGCGGACAUAUGGAACAUGCAAAAGCUGUCAGGGGAACCCCCGCUUUGGACCGCUCUGCCUUCGAUCAGGCAUGUGAUCGCGCUCGCGUGA